GUUUCAUUAAAGACGUCGAGGUAGGUGAAGUGGGAUCAGAGAUGUUAGUCUCUCAAGCUCUCAUUCUUUAUAGGAGCGAUCCAAGUCGUGACAGUCUAAGCAUUGCGAUGUUCUACAUCAUUAUUUGCGCUGUUUUAUUGGUUGCAACUGUUUGUAUCAGGGUUUACUGCAUCCUGCCAAAACCCAUAGUCCCAGAAAGACCGAAGAAAAGCGCAGAAAAUAGAACACUUGCAGUUUUCUUGGGUUCGGGGGGGCAUACGAGCGAAAUGCUAGCCCUAGUUUCUUCGCUUGACUUUGACAGAUACUUCCCGAGAAUAUACAUAAUCAGCGGAGACGAUACGCUCAGCGAGCGGAAGGCUGCAGCACUAGAAGCCACAAAGGCUGCGAGCUCUCACUCAACGUCAAAGAAUUCAGAUGCAUAUACAUUUCUGGUUAUUCCUCGAGCUCGAAAAGUACAUCAAUCAUUGUUGACGACUCCGUUCACGGCCCUCCUUUCCGUCAUCGAAUCCUUUUACCACGUAGCACUUGCAUCCAGUCACCAAAAAGGUCAAUUUGCAGAUGUACUUGUGCUUAACGGCCCAGGGACCUGCUUAACUCUUUGUCUUGCGGUGUAUCUGAAUAAGUUUUUCGGUCUGGCAUCGCCCAAAAUGGUGUAUAUCGAAUCAUUUGCCCGGGUGCAGACUCUAUCACUGUCUGGAAAGCUACUUCGUUUUUUGGUCGACAGGUUUGUCGUGCAAUGGCCUCAACUCCUACAAGAUGGAAAAAGAGGAGAGUACCACGGCUGGCUCAUAUGACUGUUAUUCAGAAUUUGAGUUUUGGAAAUGGGGAGCAUCUCGAAGCAGUCGUAACUUGUUAUCACAUUAUCCUUCUAGAUCUAAACUACACGGAUAUAAACGCGAUGCAAAUGUAUGAUUCCAUA
Molecule: messenger RNA, 919 nt
Organism: Lentinula edodes (shiitake mushroom)
Lineage: Eukaryota; Fungi; Basidiomycota; Agaricomycetes; Agaricales; Omphalotaceae
Product: glycosyltransferase family 1 protein
Exons: 5
Coding region: 42-794 (250 amino acids)
Biological process (GO): dolichol-linked oligosaccharide biosynthetic process
Cellular component (GO): UDP-N-acetylglucosamine transferase complex
Source: RefSeq, a predicted model, not a curated record